GAGCCGUGAGAACAGAAGGGCCGCAAUGCUCGUGAUGUGAUUAGACGUCUGCUCGAACACAGGGGUUCCCUGGAACAGAGAGAUAGUUAGAGAGAGAGACACAGAGAGAGAGAUGGGAAAAAGAGAGGGAGAUGAACAGAGAUAGAGCUGAAGGUAACGGCGGGAACCCGGCUCUUGGGAUGCUCCAACUUUAUAGAAGAAAGCUGGUUUCUGUAUGUCGCUGCAGAGGCAACAACUGAACUGGGAGGCCUGAACCUUCAACAGCCUCCAAACCCGGUUGGAUCUACGUGCCAACACCCAGGUGGCUGAUGGCUGAGCUCGCUCUGCUGUGAGGAUAACUGCCAGCUAUAGUGCUCAAAUAAGGGCUUCCUGGUUGCUGUUAUGGGAAGUUGCUAUCUUGAUGCCAACUAAGAGUCCUUUGCAGUGCACCUCCACCCAGUUUUGGCAGAAACUGGUUAAGGAUUACCUGGAAUGAUUUAAUGUCCCAUGAGAUGCAGGAAAUCCUUGAGUGGGUUAGGGUGUUUUCUGUCCACAUGAAAUAAUGAUGCAAAAGUGAGGUGUAUUUCAAGAAGACACGCUCUUGUUGAAGAUUUGGACACCAACAAAACCCCAAAACACCCAAAGCUCAUCCUCAUUUGGAACUAUGCCCUAUCCAUCUCCUUUCUCUUUGCCCUACCUCGCGCCCCGCUCAGUCUUCUUCAUCGGACUUCUGCUUCUGGUCUUUUGGGGGCCAUCAGAGGUCUGUUGCCAGAAUGACACAGAGCCAAUCGUGUUGGAGGGAAAGUGUCUGGUGGUGUGCGACUCCACCCCUUCUGCAGAGCCAUCAGGUAAUGCUCUGGGCAUGUCGGUGAGGUCAGGAACCGGCCGGGUGGCGUUUUCGGCCAUUCGUAACACCAACCAUGAACCUUCAGAGAUGAGCAACCGCACCAUGACCAUCUACUUUGACCAGAUCCUAGUAAACGUUGGCAGCCAUUUUGAUCCAGCGAGGAGUAUCUUUGUGGCCCCUAGAAAAGGAGUCUACAGUUUCAGCUUUCAUGUUGUCAAGGUUUACAACCGGCAGACAAUACAAGUGAGCUUGGUUCUCAACGGCUGGCCUGUGAUUUCAGCCUUUGCAGGUGAUCAAGACGUGACCAGAGAAGCUGCUACUAAUGCCGGGUUGGUGAUGAUGGAGAGAGGGGACAAGGCUUACCUCAAACUGGAGAGGGGAAACCUGAUGGGAGGGUGGAAGUACUCCACUUUCUCCGGGUUUCUGGUGUUCCCCUUGUAGAUUAGGCUGACGUAGGAUGGGAGAUGAUGUACCUGUCAUAGUUGAGGGUAGGACAGGGUAUAACACAAAAGAUUAUUUGGAGGAAGCAUCAAUGGAUUCACGCUGAAGUUGGAAUAUUAUCAAACUGCUUUGAUGCAUCUUCAUAUGUAUCAGACGAAUCGGAGAAUUUACUCUAAGCCAAGUAAUCCUGAAUGUAAUUUCCAUUGCACUUCUAUGGCUCACUGUUGUCUGCUAUAAUGUGUCGUCUAUGCUUAGCCAGUUGUGACUUAACUUUAAUGCAUGAAAUACAGAGAAUCUUGGUGACAAUAAAGACAAUCAUCAUCUGUUCAUAUCUAUCUAUAGCUGUGAUCUCGCUAGCGAGCCAGUGCUGUGUCUCAAGUUUGCUAUUUUGGGUACACAAGUGUGUCAAAAAGUUGAGCGUGCAACGCUUGACGCUUCUCGCCCUGAAUGGUCGUCAUUUUGGAUACAUAACGGAAGUGGAGGGACCACCAGCGUUGGAAGAUGUGCAAUGUACGCAAUAUACAAAUAUUGUCAAAUGUUGGCCUGAAGACAAAAAAUUGCCAAAAUGUUGCGAUCGUCCGUAUGGCCGAUUGAGACGGCACUACCCAAACAAAAAAUAGCACGCUAUGUCAGGAAAAACUGCAGACAGUGUCCUACACAAGUCUGAACUGAGAUAACGCCACCAUUAUGGAACUACAUUACCCAUAACUUGACCUCUGGGUUUUCUUACCCUAUAUUUGUUUACAUUUGAGCUAAUGUGUCCAUUAAAAGAAUGCCGAAUUAGCUAUUCCUGUUUGCAGCGUGCCAAUUGAUGUAAAGACACCGUCUUUUUUUCUAAUGAUUUUAAGGCAGUUUACCAUUUAUUACUCAGAGAUAACGAUGUCCUUUUGACAUGUAGGUGACACUGAACCUAAAAUAGUUUCAGCUAAGGCUGAUGCUUGCUGUGUUUGGCUGGCUACCAACUACCACCCUGGAUGUAUACCACACAUACACGCAAUCACUGCUCUGCAAAUGCUUGGACAUAUCUAUCUCAUUCUCAUAUAUACAUUAGGGAAAAGUGGUGAGGAGAAUGGUGAAUAGUCACCAUCCUAGUUUUGCUAUUACAAUAUCCAUUGAAUUAAAAAAAAACAGUGUCACUGUUACAGUUCGUUAACAUUAUCUCAUAGGUUUCAACAUUUAUGCCCUAUGUCCUCCACAUGUCCUUGGUUAAUGCUGACACAGUUAUGACCUCCAAACCACCUCUACCAAACUUCAGAUGUGCUCUAUAAAUCACCUGAUGCAGACAGAAGGUUGUUCUGAAAAUAAUGUGCAUUCCUGCUGUGCCCCAAGAGUUAGUUAUGAAGGGUAACAGAGGACUUUUCACCAAAAACAUGCCCGUCACUCCACCUCAAGAACCUUUCUCACAUCACAGCAUCACGCGAAAGCCAAAUCUAAGCAUCAAACUUGCAACUUUUAUUGUAAAAACCUUAAACUAUACAUAUUCUUUCUCAUGUUCUCCUGUGAGUUUGUCGUCGCAUUGACGCAAAGCGACAGUGCGUCUCUCUGCAGAGGAUCCGGUGGCAGAUGGAGGAUUGGCAGUGAAUGAAGGGAUCCAGUGCCAGGAGCCUGUUGUGUUAACACUGGACCGUCACAACCGAUUAGUCUCAACGCUCCGGUGCACAGCAGAGUCCUGUGUUAGCACUUUGGAGAUUCAUGUCUGGAGUACAAACCAAUGCGAAGACUUUGGUUCCAAACUGGGUAAACACCGAUUUGACUCUUGGGAGUCAAAAACAUGGAAAAAAAUAUAACAUAAUUCAAUAAAACUAUACUAUACUUUGGUGGAAAUAAACAAAAGAAGACAUGAGUAGAUGUCAAUCAAAGACACCAUAGCUGAACAGAAAAACAAGACUGCCACCUACUGUUACCAAAGAUCAUUAGCAAAGACAAACCAAAGAAGAACAAACACCACAUGAUCAACAGAAGUCACUGGUCUUUGUAUGUGAUUUGUGGACAAUUAACUUUUUAAGAUAAAGCAAUUCACACAAUGCAAAAUGACAACUACAUAAAUAUUACAUACUGGUUCAAACAUUUCAUCACUUCAUUGAAGCUACGGCAUGCUUCUACUGAGUGAAGUAUUCAAGACGCCAACUUUAUAUGGCAGCACCGUUACAUCAACUGCAAAACUCCUGAUGUCUUGUGCAUCAUUGGAUACACACUUUUUUUUUAAAAUUCAGCUUUGUGUUUGAUGUUUUUGGCAAAAACAAUGUACAUUUAAAAACACACGUAUUGAAAAUAUAUGAAGUUCUGGGUUGCACUUCAUGAGUUUCUAAAGAUCCAUCCAUGUGGUGACAGCAGGUUUGGCAACCACUUUCCAACUCCUCCUGCGGGAUCCCAACCUGUCGCCAGGUUAAAUGGACUAUAUAGCCCUUCCAGCGAGUUCUGGGUCUACCCUAAUCAGAUGCCUGGACCUCCUCAGCUAGCUCAUUUCAAUGAAGAGAAGUGGCUCUACUCCGAGCUCCUCUCCACUAUCUCAUAAAAGCUAAUUUCGGCUGCUCGUAUCCACGAUCUCAUUCUUUCGGUCACUAUCCAAAGCUCAUGAGCAUAGGUGAGGGUUUCUAAAGAUGUACCCACAAAAGUACACAGACGUAUAAAAUAAACUAAAUUAAUGCAAUAACACCAAAACAAAAAAAAGCGAUAAAGAAAGAAAAUGCAUUUGCACUUUCCAAAAACAAACAAAGAAAAAAUAAUAUUUCAGUUCAAGUAAAGGUAGCCAGGCCUGGAUUUAAAAUACUAUAAAAUAUAAAUAAUUAAUACUAUAAAAAUAUGUUUUAAUCUUCAUGAAGUACCAAACAGGUGGAGGAAAAUUCUAUUAAAGUAUUAAAGGUUCCAUAUGAGUAACCCUCCAUGCCAUAGAAUAAACUACGGUAGCUAGAAUACAAAACACCUAUCGAGAGCCAGUGUUUGUCCAUUCUGGGCUACUGUAGAAACAUGGCGGUUCAACAUUACCGACUCACUCCUUCUAUAGAUAUAAACAGGGCUGGUCUUAGCUAUGGGCAAUGUGGGCGGCCGCCCAGGGCGCAGUCUCCGUGGGGGGCGCACGACCGCCCGAAAAAGAAAAAAAACUCGCGAAUUUUAGAUACCGCCCAUUAAGUUAGGGGAGCGGGCGCCCCGGGAGCGGGGUGUUGACAAGGCAGAGGGGGGCAGCGGACAGGAGGAUGGGGGGGGGGGUUUCGCCCAGGGCGCAAAUGUGGCCAGGACCGGCGCUGGAUAUAAAAGGUUCAUUCUAAGGUAUACACUAAUGAUAAAUCUCACACACUGGACCUUUAAGGAGUUUCUGUCAACAUAUGUAUCAACACAUGGCAUUUUGUUUGACAGUCAAUAUGUUGGUAAGGCGAUUUUUAGCACCUCAGGAUGAGUUGGCACUGCAACUGUGGAUAUUUGUCGACCACAAAAAAAACAAGACCAUAUGACCGGCACUGGCUCAUAUUUAUACUGCUGACAGAGCAAAAGAAAAAAAAGAGGUGUGAAGUUUUGCUCAUUGGUUAAAAGAAGCAAAAAUAAAUAAAGACUGUUUAAAAAAAUGCAUUCUAACGAAGCAACAUCUGAAUCCUGCCCAGAAACGCAAAAAUCAAGAAUAAGAUUUUA
Messenger RNA from Larimichthys crocea (large yellow croaker), 4891 nucleotides. RefSeq names its product cerebellin-1. Gene Ontology annotation, cellular component: synaptic cleft; glutamatergic synapse. The record is from RefSeq and is a predicted model, not a curated record. Gene Ontology annotation, molecular function: protein binding. The transcript has 4 exons. Gene Ontology annotation, biological process: maintenance of synapse structure. Bases 644 to 1267 code for a protein of 207 amino acids. NCBI's taxonomy places the organism in Eukaryota, Metazoa, Chordata, Actinopteri, Sciaenidae.